This is a messenger RNA of Exaiptasia diaphana, 2019 nucleotides long. Its product is annotated as alpha-1A adrenergic receptor. Gene Ontology annotation, biological process: G protein-coupled receptor signaling pathway. Gene Ontology annotation, cellular component: membrane. The record is from RefSeq and is a predicted model, not a curated record. Gene Ontology annotation, molecular function: G protein-coupled receptor activity. The coding region runs from base 154 to 1266 and encodes 370 amino acids. NCBI's taxonomy places the organism in Eukaryota, Metazoa, Cnidaria, Anthozoa, Actiniaria, Aiptasiidae. The transcript has a single exon.
CAAUUUGUGAUUAAUGAAGGUCGGUAUUUGACUUUCAAAUGUUGCGAGGAACUAUUAAAUAGGUAGGAAGAACGCAGGAAUCGGGUGAAUCUGUCCGUAUGUAUCGACCACAACAACACUUCCGCAAAGAAAGAUGAGAAAAAAGCAAGAAAAAUGACAUUCAAUUUGUCCAACCAUACGACCAACGAGCCGAGCGGCGAUGGGCAAAGACUAGGUGAUAUUCUGGAAGGAGUUUUAAUUACCAUUCUAGCUGUAGUGGCCUUUAUUGGAAACGGGAUAAUAAUUUUCGUGAUUUAUAAGAACAGAAAUCUGAGAGCAUUAAGAAAUCUGUUCAUUGCGAGUUUGGCCUUCUCGGAUCUCAGUCUAGCAGCCACGGACAUUCUCUAUCAGGCUAUCGGSAAACUCGUGCCGAACUACAAGCCACCGCACUUUUCAAUCUGUUAUUUUAUUCUUCUAUGUGGAGUGUUGUUUGGUGCGGCCUCAGUUUUUAAUCUUACAGCAAUGACGAUCAAUAGAUACAUCGCCAUUAUAUACCCUCUUCACUAUAGCCAAUACGUAACGCCGAGACGUUCAGCYUUGAUUUUGCUUCUUCUGUGGCUCGCAGCUCUUUGCUUAGCAGUUCCUCCAUUAUUGUGGCGUCCAGUUGAUGUAGUUUGCUUCAGUACAACCCCCUCAGGAGAGCAUUUGAUCAACGAAAUCGCUUACAUGACUGCGGAGUGGGUUUUUUGGUUUGUUAUCCCGGGAAUAAUUAUUUCGCUCUCUUACAUUCGCAUCUAUCGUAUUGCAAAGAGCCAAGCAAGGCAAAUAGCCGCCAUGGAGCACUCACAAAGRCAUGCUGCCCAAGGAGUACAAACACGUGAACGCUCUAUGAACUCAAAAAUGAGGAUUUCCACGUACAAAGAACGAAAAGCAGGUCGAAUGGUUUCGAUUUUGAUUGGUUUUUGGCUGUUUUGCUGGCUUCCUUUUUUUGUUGUUUUAACGAUUCAYAAAUUCCACAUCGGGCCAGGCGUUCCUCCGAUCGUCAUGAGUAUGUUCUUGACUUUAAUGUUUAUCAACUCAGCCGUGAAUCCUAUUCUACUGACAACUUACAAUCGAGAAAUGAAAAUGGCACUGAAACAUCUCUACCGUAAACCGUCUCGAAAUCACAAUGGCGCCAUGAGCAGCACCGAGGUUGAACUAACGAGCGUGCGGCGAAUGACGCAUGCCAACGUUCAUCAAGCUAACGGCGGCCAAAGAACAAUAMGUAGACCUUCAACGGACGAAUAAACGUUUUCAGUGCGUCAUUACGUAACCAUCUACCAUGCCUACAGCACGAAUUCGCAUCAAAAGAUUUGAACUUGCAUAUCACACAAUGUUUUCUUAYUAUUAUCCCGCCAAGCGCGCUAGUCCCACGCACUGACAAUUUAGAAAAACGUUUUUAGAGAAACGUUUACACCGAAUAUCAUUCUCCGACGCGUUAUAACAGCUGUAUUCACACGAAGCAAGAAAUGUUGUUUAUGGCGCUUGUAAAGUGAUCUCUGUCCAAAGAAAAACUGUUGUAUGUGUUUCAGGCUUGCUUUAAAUGACAUAAUUCGUGUCGUGCACGCAUGGUGCUCCCAGUUGUGUUGAAUACGACAGUUUAGACGUGAUUUUACGUGCAUGGGGUAUGUUCUGGGGGCCUCUUUAUUGGAUAAAAUCAGAAAAACUGAAAAAUUACCAAUGAARCCAUAUUGAMAUCGCCWUUCAAACCAUAAGARAUCGCCAAGAUUAGUUGUAUCGUCUCCAUUGAAGUUCCGCCUUAUCUAUCUCUUUGAAAAACUCUUAUCAUUAACGAAAAAUGUUUAUCACUUUCUGUACGAUAUGAAAAAAUAUUCUAAUAACGCAUUUUCUUAAAGGGGAACUAAAAAUUUACAUGAAAAUUAACACUUUAAGAUACAAAACAAAACUUCAAUAGUGAACAAACAAACUCAAAGAAGUGGAAAAAUUUCAGGAAGUAAGGUAAACCUUAAAUAAAUCUAUGACUACAACAAUUGAAAGUGG